GUAAACUUUAAAAAAAAAUGGAAAAGAUAGAAACUCUAAAUGCACCAUUAAUCAGGGGAGGCGAUAAGCCGAUAUAUCAUGAAAGAGGAAGGACGCCAAAGAUAAUCUACUCCUCACUGAAUGACACUCCGACAUUGUCACCUUCUACAUCAUUCUCAUCGCUCGACUCCGGGUUUAUACAUGGCGGAUGUUCAACACCACCGAAUGUUCAAGAAUAUUUCACUACAAAUGGAAUGGAGGAAAGUAUCACGCAUGCUAACACUCAAGUGAAUCAAGUAAUUCCAGAAACUUCUACACCGGUACUUACGAGAGCAUCCAUUUUAAGGACAUCAAGUCAGCGUAUGCAUUCUUGGAGUUCGUCUCAAAAACAGUCUUUGGACAGAAAAGAUUCAGUACGUUUCAAACUAAGUCUUCCACAAGAGUCACAUGACAGCUCAUUUGCUGAUUCUGAUUCUGACAGCAAUAUUGGAUUUUAUACGAUAAAUACUAAAGAUCCGAAGGAAAAAGUUAAACGUAAGCGAAAGGUAAAAGAAACCACUGAAGGUUCCGAUUGGCAACCCGUUGUGCAAAAAUUAAAAGACAAUAAAGAAUCCGUUCGGCAAAAAAUUAAACCAGGCUACGUGUCUCAGUUAAAAAAGAUGUUUUCAUCACAGGAUGAUUCACUUACUAAGGAUAUUGAUACAAGUUCAAAGAAAAGUUCGCUCAAAAGACAUAAUAGUGCCAAUGACGUUUCCAACAGAUAUUUGUCUGUGGCUAAAACUACUGUAACACCUUCACAGAGGACUAACUCAUUAACUAACAUUAACAAUAGAGCGGACGUUUCUUCGUUACGUAAGUCUUAUGACGAACAUGGUGAGCCGUACAUCCUACGUUCUAAAUCAACAGAGAAUCUAGCUGUUAAACCACAACCUGAAAAGGCCAUAUUUAACACAGCAGACAAAUACGUCUCAGGUUUUGAGGUAAAUUCUGAUGAAUUCCAUCAAAGGCCAUCUGACGAUAUCAUAAGAGAAGGGCAAUAUCAUCAGACACACAAAGAUAAAGUGAACAAUAGUAACAGUAGAAAUAAAGGUGACCGAAAACCAGUACACAGGAAAAGAGUCCACUCAAAUGGAGAAUUUUCGGGAAAAUCACACAAUGUCAACAAUACAUGCAAUCAAAGUAUAUCAAGCCCGGGAAGUUUGCGGACAAAUUCUGUUGGCUCUGGAGAAAAUACUUAUAGUUUGCAGCGUUCGGUGAGCAUGCACAUACCAAACAAACAUCACCUUGACACAAGGACAAAUGAAGCUUUUAUUCGAACAGGAAGCAUGCGCACAACAGGUGCAUUGAGAGAUUUCCUUCAAAAACGAUAUCCCGACGAAGUAGACAUUAAUAAAGAAUUGCAUCAAUCCGUAACGGUUCAAAGUUGUAAAGAUAGAAAUAAUACAGAGGUCAACGAUUUUGUUAUGCAACCUGAUUUCAAAGAAAAAAACGACUGGGAGAAAAGAACUCAAAAUAAAAUUGACAAACACAAGAACGAAUCAUCUGAAAAACUGUAUUCACCUCGAUCAAAUCAAAAUGAAAAGUCGAUAUAUAGCCCUAGAUUAGAAGACAUAAACAGACAAACUGAAAAUAGGGAAUUACUUAUUAGAAGUGUUCUUCAUACAGAGGUAAACACAGAAUAUAAGAGAAACAAUGACAAUCUGACAAAAGUAACAUUAAAGCCAAAUGAUAAAGCUCCUAUACAUAGGAAUCAAAUAUUACAACGUAGCGUUAGUGAACGAAUAGCAAACGCAAUAACUGAAGGUAAAGAUAACAUUGAACAAAAACCAGUUGAAUCUAAAAAUAGAAGUUACGUGACAGAUGACCACUUGGAUCGGUCGCAAACUAAGGGUUUUGAUAAUGGACCCAGAUUUCAUAGAGCUGGGAGCAACCGAAUAGCUAAUAGUCCGAAACAAAUCACACAAUCAGUUAAUGAUAACUUCCAAAGAUUUAGCAGCGAAAGAGUAAGAAUUUCGUCAAAGCCAAUAGAAAAAUCAAGUUCACCUUUCAACAGAACAAAUCCUAACAAAUCGGCAACAUCAGCUGAUGCGUUAAAAAGUUUUUUACGUAAACGAUACCCUUCACGAGAGGACGUAUCAAAUCAUCCAAACAUUGAACAAUUCUCUGAUAAGUCCGACGAUAAUAAAGAGGAAAGUGAAAUCGAUCGUCUUAUCUUUAAAUUUGGAAUAGGUAACCAGUCAGAACGAAACUGGGAUAAAAUAACGAAUUCUAAAAUUGACGAUUAUGAAGACAAAUUUUCGGAAUUGUCGUCUUCCUCGCGUCAAAUGGAACCUAGGCUGAUCCAAUGCCCUACUCUAAUCCUAGAAACCCAACCGGUAUAUGGAAAUAAUGAAAACUUUCAAGAACGAGGAAUAGAUAUACCGACGCCUAUACCAGAAACCCCGUCUGAUAGUACUCUUUAUAAACAUGAAAACUCUCUAGAACAUAACAUAGAUAUACCAUUUCAACUAUUUGGUAAAUCACCUGAAAGUGCAAGUUAUCAACAAAAAGAUGCAGAAAGAGAUCUAGCGGAUACAGUAGAUUCUUGUUAUUUUUCUGAUAACACUUUACCAGAUUUGUCAUCUCCACCAGUAUCUUUUCGUCAAGAAGAUUUCCCUUCACAAACGACAACUCUACUUGGUAAAGACAUUUCUUCUGGACAACCUGUUUCAUAUUAUCAACAAAUAUCAGAGCUGGAAAAACGAUCACCAAACACGAAACAUAAACCUAUCAGUGAAGGAAAACCGACGCCUUUUCAAGAGAGACAUGAAACCGAAAAUGUCAGUAGUUAUUUGAAUGUUACACUGAAAUCACCAAGCGUAAAUGUUAAUUAUCCACACAAUCAAAAUACAUAUGCAAUUGAUGGGCCUGCACAAGCUAAAGGUAUUAUCUGCAGUGAAUUAGGCUCAAUGAAAAUCAGUGCGCCUAAUGGCGAUGCAGCUAAUACUCAGUAUGUUACCAGCGUCGACAUUUCGCCUUCGGAUACGUGCAUUAACAUUGAAACCAAUAACGACACUUACGACUUAGAUGAUAUUUCCGGAAGAUAUACCCCGGAUUUGUUACAAUAUUCUACAACUGCACAAGAAACUGCAAACAGUUAUGAAACAAAAACGUCAUAUUUAAAAGUUGAAUUAAGCUCUCCAAAGUAUACAGAACAGGUAUCAUCCCUGUCUGAAAAUAAUACAGUGGAAAUAAUAAAUGAUCAUGACAAUAAUAAAAUUGUGGAAAAUAUAAAUUUUGAAGAAAACACAGAACUACAGGUUGCAGAUACUACGGUUGAAAUGUCGGUAUCACCUUUUAGACCUGUUGAAAAAUGCGAAACAAAUGGAUUGCAGCUUAUGGAUUACCUUAAAGAACCAUCGGUCUUGAGUAAUCAUACCAAAGAUUUCGCUGUUGAGGAAAAUGUCAUACAAAUUGAAGAACGUGUUUCAUCUCACAUUUUGUAUCACGAACAAGAUCAGAAAGUAAUAAAUGAUUUACAAUUGACUAUGGGAACUGCUGAAGAAUUUACUGAAAAAAGUGAGGAAUCUACUGAACAUUAUAGAAUAGUUGAACCUGAUAUUCCUUCAUCAAAGUAUCUUUUUUUGAAUGAUAAUCUAAAUACAACCGAAAAUGAAAUUGGUGAUGUCUUACAUAUUGACCAGAAUAGAAAGGACACAUGUACCGAUGUUAUAAAUAUAAUUCCGAAAAAGACUCCUCCAAAGAAACCACCAAGAAAGAAGAAAUCCAACCCACAUUUUGAAACGCUACCUCAUGAAUUCAAAGAAUCCAUUAUAGAAACCUAUGUCACUCCGUCGCCAAUCAGCACUGGUUUAAAAGAGCCUGAUUUUAGUUUUGAUACUCCCGAAAAAAGUAUUUCUACUCAUGAUAUCGAACAUAAAGCUACAUGUCUUGCUGAACAUGAUAAUGACAAUUCAAAACAAUUCCGAUCUACGUCUGAAAUUAACACUAAAUGUUAUAGUUAUGUUUCGUCUCAUUCAAUUAACGGUAAUGUGGAGUUGAAAAGUGAAAUAAACAUUGAGACAUCUAAAACAGGUUUAUCACCAUCUCCUUGUUUAGAAGGAUUGGAUCGAAGAAAAGCUAGCAAUGCAGAUGUGAAUGAAGCAACCUUAAUCGAUAUAGAUAACGUCUCUUCUGUGAAUGGGGAGACCACUGAAAAAAAUGUUGUUAAUACCACUGAACUCCAAGAUAGCGUCAUGGCAGACCUUUUACAAAGAAAUUGUGGGUAUGAUAAUAGACAGUAUCGAAAUCACGGUACUAUGCUGGAAAAUAAAGCAGAAAGCGACAUUAAACAUGUUUAUCGUACGGAAAGCGAUGUUAUACAGUUUACAAAUUCUUACCAACCAUCUAGUACUAAUUAUUCGAAUGAAAAUAGAAAUGUUGAUUUGACAAACACAUACAAUGAUAAUAAUACUGAUAUAGUUAGUUUGUCGAGCGAUACUUCGCCCAUUAAUCCUGAUAUUGCUAGAUCACCUAUCGAUACACCACCAAUGGAUGAAGUUUUAAGAAAUACGGAACAACAAUUGUGUCAAACGUAUCUAGAUUUAAUGGAUACCUGGUUAGCAAAACGAACAAGGAACCGAAAGACAGAUGACAACAAUGAUUCAAACAAUGUAAAAUCUGAAAUAAAUCAGGAAAUUUUACUUAAAGGUUCUGACCAAUCCGAAUCGUCAGAUAGUUCUGACCAAUCCGAAUCGUCAGAUAGUUCUGAGCAAGACGAUAGUUCUGUGGAAGGGGAAUAUAUAGUAGAUACAGCGAUUGCUGAUGAAAAUGAAGUUUUAAAGGCUGGUCUGGAAGACCAGAAUUUUGAAGAAAACUCUAGAGGUGAGAUUACUCACUACGAUGAAAAUGGCGAAGUUAUUUUUGGUGAAAUAGAUGAAAUGAAUGAAAGAGAAAGUAAUUGUGAUACAAAUGAGGUGGAAAUGCUUCAAAUAAGAAGCGAUGAACAUCAGUACGAAACACAAUCAGAUGAUCCAGGAACACACGAAAAUAAAAACACUGAAAAUACAGAGGAUUUACGAUCUGCCCUGAAACUGAAUCUUGACUUUUUACAAGAGGCGGAAGAUGAAGAAGAAAUAGAUGAAGACUGUCAAACAUCUUUGCUUGAAGCUACAAAUAAAGUGGAUAAAUUACCUCUUACAAACAAUAAAGUAAAUAAACAUACACAAGAUUACAAUAAUACGGAGUACAAAAGUAAGCGAUCAGUUACAUUUGAUGUUAAUACAACAGAAGAAAGUGAAGUCAUUCACGCGUGUCCUACCGCAGGCUGUGAUCAUGUGACAGAUAAUUUUACAGGUAAAACUUUUACACCUUUAAAUCCUCAUCUAGAUUAUAAGGACCGUAAAUUCUCGACAACUGUGGACGUACAUACAACAGAUUUGGAUACUAAAACAAUCGGUGGUGCAUCUAACGAUUCCAAAAUAGCAAUCAUACAGGAAUUAAGGACUGGUGCUACAAUGCCAGAGAAAUCGUCGGGAAAUACUAACACCUCCCAAAUGUCUGAAUAUAAAGGGGGUAAAAAGAUAACGACGAAGACAACAAGUUCUGUUAAUAGUGGUGGUUAUAACGAUGAAGAGCAGACAACACAAAAACGAAACCUUGCACUCUUGACUGAUGCCAUAUCUAAACUAAAUGGAGAAAAUAAUGACGAUAUUAUACCUGAAAUUAACCAGACGAUCACCAAAUUAAAUGGAGGGAACCUAGUGAUUACUACUCUUACACACCGGGUUGUAGAGGAGGAGGAGGAUGGGGACAAAUCAGAUACGGCAUCACUUCCAGUAGUUUCGGAGCCGAGUAAUAGAAAUAAAUAUAUAGUUCAAGAUCAUAAAGGAGAUACAUAUAUGAUAGAGGAUAUUACUGAUGAAAGCUACGAGUACAGCACGUCUGAUCAUAGAUACAGCUCGGAAUAUGAAAGUGCAAGCCCUAGAAGUGGCAGUCCGUCAUAUCAGAGAAUUCAUAAUCUCAGAGCUCAUGGAAAUUCUGGCGUUGAUUAUAAUACCGCCGAGGAAGUCAUACUUAGUUUGUAUAAUCCGAAUUCAAUGGAAUAUACCGAAACUGACGAACGAUUUCAGUCGGGACAAUACACGAACGAAAGAUUACGGCAAGGUCAAGGUCAGUUGCAGCCUUAUGGAUACAGUGACAGCUCUUCUAAUAAACGGACCACAUCGUAUGAGUACGAAGAUGGUGGUGCUCCAAACCAGAAUCCGUAUGGUUCAUCGUCCCUUAAAACUGUUAAACAGUCUUACGAAAUGUCUUCCGACGGGCCAUGGGUAACAGAUGGUAAAUCUAGUUACGUUGGCUCCCAAGAUGUGAACAUGAAGAAGGAAGUGACAAAUCAAUCAUCUUCGUACGACCAGAGUGGACUUAAUGCUAUGUCAGCAGCUUACAUGGUGGAGGCUAAUUCGUCCGUCCCUCCAAUACCUCAGUUUAAUCCUUAUUAUGUGCAACAGCCAUUAAUGUUGCCACCACUUCAGGUUCCUCAAUACAACCUUCUCCAGCUAGAACCUAUUCCCCAAAAGGUAACUACUGGUGUACAGGUGAUGACACAACCUAAAGAGGAACAUCAAAUCGUUAAUUAUAAAGAGGAACAUCAUAGCGUUAAACCUAAAGAGGAACACACAAUCGUGGCUAAGAUUGAUGAAACUGACUCGAGACAGUUUCAAGAACGACCCGUGUAUAAAUCUGUAGCUCUAGUCAAAGGCCCUUACGAGUCGCCAAAAUGGCAUACAGCAAAGAAACAUCGUCCAUAUGAGCCACCGACAGACGAAGUUGACAGCGGACGAAAGUAUAAAGUUGUCAAAUCGAGUGCGUCUGAGGAUGUCAAGGAAGAAACGAUGGAAUAUGAAGAGACAACAAAAACUAUAACAACAAUGAAAACCGACAACGUCCAAGUCACUGGUGGACAAUUUCUAGACCAGAAUCGAAAUAUAAGCUCUAUAGAUGUGGGACAUAAUCGCCCGAUUGCUUUUAAUGGAAAUGCUGAAUUUAUGGAACCGAGAUAUACGACAGAGAGAACUUUAAAUGUAGGACGACCUGCUACCGAGGGUCAGGGUCGUCAAUUUCGAUCAACAGUCGAGGUCAAUAGUGGUAGUAGUGGUAGACAGAAAUCUUACGACCAAAUGGAUGGGUACCAAUCGAAAUUAUCUAGUAUACUAAACCACCAGCAACAUUACCAAGGAACUCCGGAACCAGAAAGGAAAACAUACACUGAUGUUGACCGAGACAUGCGAGUCGUCAGGGGAAACAUACUGAUUAAGAACAAUUUCGAUGAGAAUCUUGAUGAGUACAAUGAUAACAUUAAUAUGUUUGACAAUAAGUUUAACAUGAGUAAGACCAAUCCUCUAUACCAUAGUGAUGAGGAUAUUUAUAAGAGAUAUGAGGAGGAAAAGAGGAUACAACAGGAGAAAGAUAUCAGAGACAUGGAGAAUAUGGCUUUUGAAACUGUUGACAGAUUUUCUAAAUCCAAAAAUGUUACUCGAAAGGCUGGUGAUGGUGAGAGACGAAGGGCACCGCGUUCAAAACAAAACUUAACCAAUCUACUGCUUGCCAGACUCUCCACAAUGGACGCCAAAGACAUUCGACAAUCCUUGGACGUCAAACACCACCACGAGGAUAUUUAUGGAGAUCCACCACUUCAGCAAGCAGACGGCACGAGUUCGAAAUUGAUCACGACUUCAAAUUACGAUACAGUUACCGAAAAUGUUGACUUGGAAAUGAGAGAUGGAAAAGCUAUCAUCACGGUUAUAGUGACAGCAGAAAGACUUACACCAAUCGAUUACGAGUUCCAUGUUUGGCGGAAAAAUCAAGCAAUUGUCACGCGGGUUGUCGAAAUUGAUUUCUACGCAGACGAACAAAGGCGCGUGUUGUAUGAUCGCGUGAUGGAUCGCGUUGAUGACGAAGGGUAUGCAAACAAUAAAAGAUAUAGUCAUUAUACAAGACGUAAGCCAAUGGAGGUCACGUUAUCCAGUCAGGAUACACUUGAUUUGUUUAAUGAACUGAUGGAAGCUACGGGAGGGGAAGGUGAUAAGGAGGACAUCACAGUUAAAACAAAACGGAAUAAAACUCUCCUCCCGGAAAACCCUUUCUUAUAUUGAUGUCAAAACGAGAUGGAACAAGAACCAGCCUCCUGUCAGAACAUCUCGAUGUAUUUUUGAUGACUUUGUUUCGCUAUUUCGUCCUAAGUAUCAAUACUCAUACAGACUAUAUUAUGACAUGUCUUGUACCAUGCAGACUACAUUAUGACAUGUCUUGUAUCAUGCAGACUACAUUAUGACAUGUCUUGUAUCAUGCAGACUAUAUUAUAACAUGUCUUCUGUUACAAUCGCAUGUGUUUUGGAUAGUGCUUUAAAAUGUUUUAUAAACCAUUGUAUAUAUAUAUAUUGUUGUAUGUGAUAUUAGACAAAAAUGUAUAUUUCAGCUAUGUUAAUGGUGCUAUGUAUAUAAAACACAAACAGACGUGUAUUGUAAAUUCAUGUAGCAAUAUUUAAUAUACAAAAUAAGAAGAUCCCUAUACGCUAUUGAUUAUUUUGUUAUUUAUUUGUAUAUAUGUACAUGAUACUGGUAAUUUAUCAAAUGGUCAGAUUUUCGAAAAUAAAAAAAAAACUUUUUGAUAGAAAAUUUUAUUAGAAGAAUUCUUAACUGUAUUUUUUUAUUUAAUUUUCCCUACAGACAUGCAUUUGUAGAAGAAACAAAUAUGCAUAUGUUUAUCAGAUUUAUUUAGCAUGACAAUUGAAUUGUUGAAGUUUAAAUGGUUAUAAUGAAAAAGUAAAAAUCCAUCUUGAAGUAGAGUAGCAUGAAUAUAUUUUGAUAUGAAACGCCACCAUACUUGCCAAAUUGUACAUGGGUCUUUGGAUGGAUUGUUGUUUGUUUAUAAGUUAUAUACGGCAUUGAAAUCCUCGUGAUCAAUGAUAUAUAUUGUAUUUGUUAUCAAAUUUUGUUUUUAUUGCUUGAUAAAAUUAAAUAUAAAAUUAUUAAAAACAUU
This is a messenger RNA of Mytilus californianus (California mussel), 8998 nucleotides long. RefSeq lists its product as uncharacterized. Lineage: Eukaryota; Metazoa; Mollusca; Bivalvia; Mytilida; Mytilidae. The transcript has 2 exons. The record is from RefSeq and is a predicted model, not a curated record. The coding region runs from base 234 to 8111 and encodes 2625 amino acids.